Messenger RNA from Somion occarium, 1423 nucleotides. NCBI's taxonomy places the organism in Eukaryota, Fungi, Basidiomycota, Agaricomycetes, Polyporales, Cerrenaceae. The record is from the annotation of a GenBank genome assembly.
AAAUUCUCACCGCUGGGAACACGGACAAGUCUUUAGUUACCGUGGAGCUUAGUGCUUAGUACUUCGUCCUUCGAUAGCGCAUUCCCCGAGUUCAUAGCGCAUCCGAGCGUUUCGGGAAGCCUGCAUGACGCAGUCAUACACCGACAAGAGUGGACCUCCGUUACAUGGAAUAUAGUUAGCCUAUGUACAGAGGACAUCUAAGCCGUCCGUUCGCAUCGGUGUGGGCCGUAAGGGGCCCAUACUGAAAUUGGGACGUCCAGUUAUGGGGUAUAUAAGACCAUCGCGACAGCCUCAUCUACCUCAGCAGAAAAUCUUUUCACUCAAGUUUACAAUCUUCCAAUCUUCGAGUGAAAAUACUAUGGUGCAGAUCGCAGUUGCUAGCGCGUCGAACGUCGGCAUGCAGGUCAUCGAGGCUCUCCUCGCUCGAAAGAAACAUCAGAUUAUUGUUCUAUAUCGCUCAGAGAUACCUGCUGGUUCAAUUCAACACCCAGAUCUCACCUAUGUCAAGGUGAACUUUCAAGACAAGAAGCAACUUACGGAUGCCCUUCGUGGCGUUCAUACCAUGCUAUCGUUCAUCAUUGCACACAAGGACCCUGGCAGUGUCUCGCAGAAGAAUCUUAUUGAUGCUGCUAUCGAGGCUGGCGUGAAACGGUUUGCGCCUAGCGAAUGGGGAUGCUCCAAUCCUGAAGGCAUUCCCUGGUAUGCGGAAAAGGUGGUUAUAAGAAAGUAUCUUGAAGAAGUGAACAAAGAGAAGAAGGUCAUCGAGUACAGUCUGUUCCAAUGUGGUCAUUUCGCCGACUACCUUGCGUUCCCCCACAGGACCGCCAAGCAACUUUUGCCGUUAAAUAUGCAUUACGACUUCCAUAACUGUCGGGCUAUCGUGGUUGAGGGCCGCGAACACAUUGACUCUAUCUCACUCAUCACGGUCUUCGAUCUUGCCAAUGUGGUGGCCGAGGCUAUUGAAUACGAGGGCGAGUGGCCUGUUCAAGGUGGCGUCCUAGGUACCACAGUCACCCCAGCGCAGAUAUUGGAGCUUGGGGAAAAGAUUAGAGAUCGGCCAUUCACUGUGGAGAAGGUGACACUAGAGGACCUCGAAACCGGGGUGGUGGAAACCUCUUGGGUUCCUCUGAUGACCCAUCCUGCUAUACCCACGGACAAAGUCCUGCCCUAUUCAAAGUCCGCUUUGCAGCGCACUCUGAUUGGUAUGUCGAAGGGCGCAUUCACUGUGGGGGAUGGUUGGAACAAGCUCCUGCCCUCCUAUCGUUUCAUUCCUCUUGAAGGUUUCCUUUACACCGUGUGGGCCGGGGAAAGCAGGAAGGCUCUUAGUAGUACCGAUUGAAACCCAAGUUAGUCGCCGACCUCCAAGUAUCUAACAACACACUAGGAAUGUAUUCAGAUAUGUCUCCAUUCAAAUUUUGUAGAU